Messenger RNA from Dermatophagoides farinae (American house dust mite), 1465 nucleotides. RefSeq lists its product as uncharacterized. The record is from RefSeq and is a predicted model, not a curated record. NCBI's taxonomy places the organism in Eukaryota, Metazoa, Arthropoda, Arachnida, Sarcoptiformes, Pyroglyphidae.
AUUCUUUUGACGACAACAACAAUGAUGGACAACAAUAAUGGUGGUCAUCAUCAUCAUGAUAAUAAAAUCAAUUCGAUUGUAACCGCUACUGCUACCACUACCGCCGCCGCCGCCACCACCACCACCACGAAAGGAGGACCAAAAAUAAUGAAAAUGCUGAGUGAAAAUAAACUUAAACGAUUGAAUAUUUUGACAUUUAUCAAUGAAAAAAAAGACAUUUUAUUCACAAAGAAAAAAUACAAAAUCGAAAAAGAACAUAUAUGGCGUGAAAUAUUCAUAAUGAUGCGUGAUUCUGGCAUGGUAUCAGCGGAAAAAGAUUGGCGCUACGUUCGUGAUGUAUCAUUCUCAAAUUGGCGUAAACGUGCACAUAAACGUUUGAAAUAUCUGGCAUCCAAUGGUUAUCGUCUGAAUAUGGAUGAAUGUGAAUUUCUUAUAUCAGAUAUUCUGGGACAAACACCAGAUAAAUCGAUGAUAAAAAAAAUUCAAAAUGGAUUCAAACAACAACAAAUGAAAACAACUAUUAAACAUGAAAAUAACAAUGAAAUCGAUGACGAUGAAGAUGAAGUUGAUGAAGAAGAGGAAGAAGAAAUGAUUGAAUCCGAUGAUGAAUACAUGAUUGAUUCGGAUGAAGAAGAUUCGCAAUUUAUUAUGGAUGAAAUGUUACUCAUACCAAAAAUUGUCAUCAAUGAUCAUCCAAACAAUAAAUCUAAUUCAAUGACCAACAAUGAAUCAUCAAAUAUGAAAAAUAAUGUUAAAAAUCAACCACACGUUAUUCAUCAUCGUAAUAAUAAUAAUAAUAAUGGUACAACAACAAUGGUUAAUGGUAAUGGUAAAUCAUCAUCAUCAUCAUCGAAACCAAUAAUCCAAAAUGUUAUUAAUAAUGAUCACCAGUAUGAAUAUCAAAGUGAACAAAGAUUACUUGAAUUGGAGAUUGAGAAUAAAAUACUGAAAAAUCGUUAUAUGAAAUUAAAGAUAUUGGAAUUGGAAAAAAAUCUUGGUUUCAGCCAUUGUGAACAGGUUAAAGAACUUUUAAUUUCAUCGAAUCAUCAUGAUCAACGAUAAUGAUGAUGAUGAUGACGACUACUACUUUUAUGUGCCAACAUUCAUGUCAACAAUUGAAUUAACUUUCUCUUUUCUAACCAGCCUCCGACCCACACCAACAUACGUAUUUUACUCCCUGUUGUCCAACAUUGUUUGUUUCAGCUAAACACACACACACACACAAACAUAUCGUACAAUUUCUUUCGCUCUCAAAAAAAAACCAUCAACAUCAUAUCCAAUUUUCAUUCCGAUAAAUAAUAAUCCACAUAUCGAAUCUAUAGAACAAGAUAAUCUGCAAAUCGAACAAUUUGAUAAUUUAACUUUAAUGCAUAUCUCUCAUCUACUUUCUCUUUCAAUGGGGUAAUGAUUUAUUGAUUGAUCAAUGAUUUUUUUUUGCUUGUUUUGUUUUGUUUUUUUGCCAAUU